This is a messenger RNA of Ilex paraguariensis (yerba mate), 538 nucleotides long. The record is from the annotation of a GenBank genome assembly. Lineage: Eukaryota; Viridiplantae; Streptophyta; Magnoliopsida; Aquifoliales; Aquifoliaceae.
UCAGCGAUGGAAAAGAAGAACAAAAUGGCUCCCUCGAAGAAAGGCAAAGCGAAGGCCAACUCGGCGCAAUCAACUCAGUCUCCGUCCCCUGUAAACGCCAAAUUCCCAGCAUGUAUCCGCCCCGUUCCUCCUUCCUCCGUCGCCGUCACCAUCCACGCUAAACCCGGUUCCAAACUCGCCACUAUCACCGAUUUCAACGAUGGGGCAUUAAGCGUGCAGAUUGACGCGCCGGCUAAGGAUGGUGAAGCUAACGCUGCGUUACUCGAUUACAUUAGCUCGGUAAGUCCUUCACCCUUAGUUAUGUAUUGCUUAAAUUUGCAAAAUUUAAGCAGAGAUUUUGAGAUUUUCGGCAAAAACUGCUCAGCACUGAGAUGAAACAUGGGUUUAUUAACCUAUGUGGACUGGAAACAUUAGCAAGAUCAUCGGAUGAUUGAAACGUGUGUGUGUUAUGUUUGUAUAGACUUAUGGAUAUUUGCAGCAUUGUGUCAAUGGAUGUCAAAACACAUUCUUAGCUUUGAAGCCAUUCGAUUAUUGGGAA